Cimex lectularius (bed bug) is the source of this 908-nucleotide messenger RNA. RefSeq names its product NADH dehydrogenase [ubiquinone] 1 beta subcomplex subunit 11, mitochondrial (gene NP15.6). NCBI's taxonomy places the organism in Eukaryota, Metazoa, Arthropoda, Insecta, Hemiptera, Cimicidae. The record is from RefSeq and is a predicted model, not a curated record. The transcript has 2 exons. Bases 360 to 803 code for a protein of 147 amino acids.
UUGCAUAUCUGUGUUAACCUAUUUACCUAUUGUCUCAUUUUACAAUAUUCCUCGCGAAAAAGUUGCCAAACUGAAAUUCAAAAAAAAUAUUUUGGAAGGGUCGAUCCUAGAUUAGGUAGUUACAGAUUUCAGAGGGUCAGCUACUUAUAAUAAAACAACUUUAAACGAAGGUCGAUCGACUGCUCAAAUCGAUGUCUCGAGUUUGCGUUUGAUUCGAUUUGCAGAAAAAAAAGUCUUCUUAUUUCUUAACCUUUAAUAGUUUAAUAUCUUCUGGUAGAGGUAGACUGAUAUUUGUAUUUUUAGUACGAUAAUAAGGUUUUCAGUGGAUUAGUUAUUGGAUCAUCUUUGAUUGAAUUGGCAUGAUGUCUGCGUUAACUCGUGUCGCUAGGAUGAGAAGCCUUAUCCCUUUGGCGAACCAGGCAUCUGCCAGAAACAUUUCGACAUCAAAGAAAAAAAAUGAAACAGCCACGGCGGCCAACCCCUUUACAGUAGAAGCACUGCAAGAAUCAAAAACCAAGGCCUGGGUGAGCUAUGGCUUUUGCAACAAGGACGAAACGGAGGAUCGGUACUACAUGCAUAUGUCGAUGUUUUGCUUUGUGACUGUUGCUACCAUAUUCACCGCCUUUGGUUUGGCCUAUCGUCCCAGCAUCCAUGGACUAGACUGGGCCCAGCGAGAAGCGUUUCUCGAACUGAGGAGGAGGGAACGUCUCGGCUUGCCACUUGUCGACCCCAACUACCUACCAUUGGACCAGAUCGUAUUGCCCGACGAUGAAGUGCUUGGCACCACUGAGAUCAUUGUAUAAGUCUGCUUUUGUUAAAGAUGUAAAUAUGUAUGUAGGCAUUUAUUCACAAUGGAAUUCAAGUUGAUAAAAGUCACAAUAGAAAUAAAGUUAUUGGAUUGUUUUCAA